CAAUAGUACGGAGAAACGCAACGGUAGGUCUGGCACGCAAGGCAAGCAGACGAUCUUUCGUGAAAUCAAAACACUGCAUGUGAUUGUCUUUUACAAGUUUUUCAUUCGUUUGGCAGAUUAGUAAAUUAGUUUCAUCAUGAAUAAUCAAACGGGAAUUAAUGUUUUGAGUGCUGCACUCUUCGACAUUUCGCACAAGUAUGUCACUCAUCAAGAUCCAUCGGUGGCCAUCGACGUCAAAGAUCUCCACAAACUACUGAUGAAAGGAUGCUACAAGCUGGACACUAAUUAUGAAUACAUUAUUCCUGAAAGUGCUGUUUAUAGAGGUAUAGUAACACUACCUGGCACCAUUAUAAUCUAUGUGGAAAUUUCACCCAAAAAAAUCAAAGAAUAUCCUAUCAACCAAUCGGCAACCAUCAAGGACUUGAAAGAUAUUAUAUGCAAUGGAGAAGGCAUCUCACCACGUCUACAAAGAUUGUUGUUUGUCAACCAGGAAUUGAAAGACAAGAAAUCUUUGAAAUAUUACAACAUCAAAGAACGCGAUACUGUUCAACUUAAAUUGAAAAUAAUCGACGGAUUAAACUUACACAAGGAACUGUUUGACGAGCCAUACCAUUACGAUUUCACCAACAUUUCUGAUGAGAGAAACCAAUUCUACAGCAGAGGGAGAAUGGAAUACCUCCGUCCAUGCGGAUGGCAACGCUACGCUUUAAAUGUCAAAGGCAAGUACCCGGACGAUAUUUGGCUAGAAGGGAAAUAUCGCCGGUCUGACAAAAACUCGUCGGCCGAAGGAGAAUGGCCAGUGUCCUACCACGGAACAUCUUACCACAACGGACUCUCAAUCGCAGAAGAAGGAUUUAGAUUGAGUAGAUGCACGCGUUUCAAAUAUGGCUAUGGUAUCUACACGACACCUGAUAUCAAAGUCGCAUACCGAUUUGCUGAUAUUAUACAGAUCGAUGGGAUAACCUAUAGAUUUGUCGUUCAAAGUCGUGUCAACCCCAAAAAUGUGAAGAUAGUCAGUAAAGCUGAAACUGGUGUGGGCGAGUAUUGGAUCUCAUCCAAUGAGGACGACGUUCGCCCUUAUGGCUUUUGUAUUCUAGAAAUUUUUAGAAGAAACCUCAAAUUAUCUCUUCCCCCUGAAACUCCUCUCUCUGAAACUCCUCUUCCUGAAACAUCCUUCUUCUUUUGGAUGUUGUUAUUUGCUGUAAUAAUGAUAUACUACUGCACAUUGGAAUGAAAAAUUAAAUAAAGGACCAAGAUGAAAUCAACAAA
Messenger RNA from Daphnia pulex (common water flea), 1269 nucleotides. RefSeq lists its product as uncharacterized. Gene Ontology annotation, molecular function: protein binding. The transcript has 3 exons. Lineage: Eukaryota; Metazoa; Arthropoda; Branchiopoda; Diplostraca; Daphniidae. The record is from RefSeq and is a predicted model, not a curated record. Bases 137 to 1234 code for a protein of 365 amino acids.